AUGGCUGAUGAAAUUGCAUCAGCAAUGGAGCAGGAAAUGGUGGAAGAACAGGCUAUAAAGUGCCCAAGGCCUUCAGCAAAGAGGCAAAGGAAAGGAUCUCCUGACGCCCGAGAAGAAACAGAUAAAGAACGUGUAGACGAUAGUCUUCUGCAAGAUGCACGUAGAAUCAAAGAAAACAUCAGGGUCUACAUGAACGCAACAGACAGGAACGUGAGUGCGAAGGUACAAAAGCACGUUAAUGGGAAAAUUCAGCAGUUAAUAGAUAUAAUGGAGACAAUAUAUGAUAAGAACUAUGAAAAAACGUUUUUAGUACAACGUGUGGUAAAGGACACAUUAGCUUCCUCUGAAAUGUAUGAUAUCAUAGUAAAUGCAUUAGUGGAAAAAGCAGUACCUAUGGUAAUCGAGGGAAUCAAGACGGAAAGUAAAACCAUACAAAGACCACUGUCAGAACCUCAGACAUCUCGGGAGUUUCCAUGCGUUAAAGAACAACCGCUAUUAGCCGAUGCCCUUAUUGAGACCACGGAGAAUGAAAGUUUCCAGGAAGCUAUCCCCUUCGACAAUGUUAAACUUUCCCAAACUUCUGUAAGAGCCUUCUCGAUAAGCGCUGUUAAUGGUUGCCUUAAAAUUCACGAAAAAGUAGUCCGUACCAAUAUUAAGCAAAUAGUCAAUUGGUACGGAUUCGUCAAUUCGUCAAUACGGAUUGUUCAAUUGGUGGUCAAUGACCAGUUGGAAACAUGUUUCGGUCCAACUACAGUUGAACCAAGCGAUGCAACAUCUACACUAACAGUGCCAACAAGUUUAACAACGACAACGGGAUCAUUAACCAAAGGGCCUACAUCGGAAACAUCUCUCACAACUCAAACAGAUUCGCCAACAUCAGAAACAACUAUCACAACUCAAACGGAUUCGCCUACAUCAGAAACAACUCUCACAACUCAAACGGAUUCGCCAACAUCAGAAACAACUCUCACAACUCAAACGGAUUCGCCAACAUCAGAAACAACUCUCACAACUCAAACGGAAUCGCCUACAUCUGAAACAACUCUCACAAGUCAAACGGAUUCGCCUACAUCAGAAACAACUCUCACAACUCAAACGGAUUCGCCUACAUCAGAAACAACUCUCACAACUCAAACGGAUUCGCCAACAUCAAAAACAACUCUCACAACUCAAACAGAUUCGCCUACAUCAGAAACAACUCUCACAACUCAAACGGAUUCGCCAACAUCAGAAACAACUCUCACAACUCAAACAGAUUCGCCAACAUCAGAAACAACUAUCACAACUCAAACGGAUUCGCCAACAUCAGAAACAACUCUCACAACUCAAACGGAUUCGCCUACAUCUGAAACAACUCUCACAAUAUCCCGAAAAUGCGUAAUUAGGAAUGCAAGAUGCGCUGGAACGGGAUAUGAUUCAUCUCCAGUGGCUAGUACACCUUUUGCUCAUUCAAAAGAAUCUGCUACAACCGAACCAAUUAUCCCAGUUCAUACGGAUUCGCCUUCAUUUGCAACUACUCUUGCUCCCCAAACUUAUUCGCCUACAUCAGAAACAACUUUCACAACUCAAACGGAUUCGCCUACAUCUGCAGCAACUCUCACAACUCAAACGGAUUCACCUACAUCAGAAACAACUCUCACACCUAUAACGGAUUCGCCAACAUCUGAAACAACUCUCACACCUAUAACGGAUUCGUCUACUUCUGCAGGAACUCUCACACCUUCAAUUAGACCAACCCCACCACCACUUACUACGCCUUGUAGGUGGGGACAAUUGGUGCCUAAUAUUUACAAUUGCAAGCUAUACUUUAGAUGUGAUAUAUUUCAAAGAUGGGUAUCUGAACAAUGCUUUCUGUUUUCUUUUUUCGACGCAGUAUCCCGAAAAUGCGUAAUUAGGAAUGCAAGAUGCGCUGGAACGGGAUAUGAUUCAUCUCCAGUGGCUAGUACACCUUUUGCUCAUUCAAAAGAAUCUGCUACAACCGAACCAAUUAUCCCAGUUCAUACGGAUUCGCCUUCAUUUGCAACUACUCUUGCUCCCCAAACUUAUUCGCCUACAUCAGAAACAACUUUCACAACUCAAACGGAUUCGCCUACAUCUGCAGCAACUCUCACAACUCAAACGGAUUCACCUACAUCAGAAACAACUCUCACACCUAUAACGGAUUCGCCAACAUCUGAAACAACUCUCACACCUAUAACGGAUUCGUCUACUUCUGCAGGAACUCUCACACCUUCAAUUAGACCAACCCCACCACCACUUAGUACUCCUUUAUCCCGAAAAUGCGUAAUUAGGAAUGCAAGAUGCGCUGGAACGGGAUAUGAUUCAUCUCCAGUGGCUAGUACACCUUUUGCUCAUUCAAAAGAAUCUGCUACAACCGAACCAAUUAUCCCAGUUCAUACGGAUUCGCCUUCAUUUGCAACUACUCUUGCUCCCCAAACUUAUUCGCCUACAUCAGAAACAACUUUCACAACUCAAACGGAUUCGCCUACAUCUGCAGCAACUCUCACAACUCAAACGGAUUCACCUACAUCAGAAACAACUCUCACACCUAUAACGGAUUCGCCAACAUCUGAAACAACUCUCACACCUAUAACGGAUUCGUCUACUUCUGCAGGAACUCUCACACCUUCAAUUAGACCAACCCCACCACCACUUACUACGCCUUGUAGGUGGGGACAAUUGGUGCCUAAUAUUUACAAUUGCAAGCUAUACUUUAGAUGUGAUAUAUUUCAAAGAUGGGUAUCUGAACAAUGCUUUCUGUUUUCUUUUUUCGACGCAGUAUCCCGAAAAUGCGUAAUUAGGAAUGCAAGAUGCGCUGGAACGGGAUAUGAUUCAUCUCCAGUGGCUAGUACACCUUUUGCUCAUUCAAAAGAAUCUGCUACAACCGAACCAAUUAUCCCAGUUCAUACGGAUUCGCCUUCAUUUGCAACUACUCUUGCUCCCCAAACUUAUUCGCCUACAUCAGAAACAACUUUCACAACUCAAACGGAUUCGCCUACAUCUGCAGCAACUCUCACAACUCAAACGGAUUCACCUACAUCAGAAACAACUCUCACACCUAUAACGGAUUCGCCAACAUCUGAAACAACUCUCACACCUAUAACGGAUUCGUCUACUUCUGCAGGAACUCUCACACCUUCAAUUAGACCAACCCCACCACCACUUAGUACUCCUUGUAGGUGGGGACAAUUGGUGCCUAAUAUUUACAAUUGCAAGCUAUACUUUAGAUGUGAUAUAUUUCAAAGAUGGGUAUCUGAACAAUGCUUUCUGUUUUCCUUUUUCGACGCAGUAUCCCGAAAAUGCGUAAUUAGGAAUGCAAGAUGCGCUGGAACGGGAUAUGAUUCAUCUCCAGUGGCUAGUACACCUUUUGCUCAUUCAAAAGAAUCUGCUACAACCGAACCAACUCUCACAACUCAAACGGAUUCGCCUACAUCCGAAACAACUCUCACAACUCAAACGGAUUCGCCAACAUCAGAAACAACUCUCACAACUCAAACGGAUUCGCCUACAUCUCCAGGAACUCUCACAUCUUCAAUUAUACCAACCCCACCAUCACUUACUACUCCUUGUAUGUGGGGACAACUAGUUCCUAAUAUUUACAACUGCAAGCUAUACUUUAGAUGUGAUAUAUUUCAAAGGUGGGUGUCCGAGGAAUGUUGUUUAUUUUCAUUUUUCGACGCAGUGUCCCUCAAAUGCUUAAGUAGGAAUGCAAGUUGCGCUGAAACGGGAUAUGAAUUAUCGCCAGAUCCAAAAAUACCCUCUGCACCUGGAAUAACUCCCCCACCUCAAACAGAUUCUUCUGUUCCUGGAACGACUCCCAUACCUCAAACAAGUUCACCCACACCUGGAACAGAAUCGACAUCACUAAGAGCUGCAACGUCUGAACUUGCUACCUCAGCUCCCACUCCACCACCACUUACUAUACCUUGUAGGUGGGGACAACUCGUUCCUAAUAUUUAUAACUGCAAGCUAUACUUUAGAUGUGAUAUAUUUCAAAGAUGGAAGUCAGAACAGUGUUCUCUGUUUUCUUUUUUCGACGUAGUCUCCCUAAAAUGUGUAAGGAGUAAUCCAAGAUGCGCCAGAACGGGAUAA
Nezara viridula (southern green stink bug) is the source of this 4092-nucleotide messenger RNA. The record is from the annotation of a GenBank genome assembly. Lineage: Eukaryota; Metazoa; Arthropoda; Insecta; Hemiptera; Pentatomidae.